UUUCCCUCCUCUUUGUUUUGGGCAUUGAUGAGGAGGGUUAGAAGCAGAAAGAAGGCAAUGGGGGAGAGUUUGCCCUGGCUCUGCUUGGAAGCCAAGUGAAGGGGAAAGAGAUGUGACAGACAGCUCCUAUCCUUGGGCGAACAUCCCCAACACAGCGCAGUCUACCUGCUUUCCACUGGGAUGCCAAAAUGCUGGACACCAUCCAUACUGCAGUCCUAGAGAGUGGCAGGAGCCUGUUUUAUACCCUCUCCAAGCUCACUUCAGAGGAGAUCUUUAGUAUUUGGGACACCGUUUUCGAAUUUGUUGAAAAGCAGCUAUCCAUGAAUAAGGGUGUCCUAAUACCAGGGUUGGGCACAUUCUCCUUCUUACGGCAGAAACUUGAAAUUGGCUCCAAUAAAUACAGCCUCAUCCAAAGGCCUGUGUUCCUUCUGUCUGAGAAACUUGUGCAGAUUCAUGGACUGAAGCGUAGCAAAAUAUACACUCCAGGUGAUAUCCCAAUUGUUAAGCUGAAUUUCAUCGUGUUAUCCCUGGAGGGCCCCUUUAACAGGGAGACUGUGGAAGGAUGUGUCCGAGAGACGCUCUUGUUUUUCUCGCGGUCCAUUGCCAACAAGCAAAAUGUGGAGUUCACUUUCAAGGGAAUCGGCGUCCUCGUUAUCCGGGACAACAAAGUGAAAAUGAAAUUCUAUAAAGACUUCAUUCAGGCCAUGGACGGGAGCGGGAAUUUGCUAAAAGCGCUUUCAAACAGGCCGGGGACAGUAGAUUCAGUGUUGUCAGGCAGGGAAACUUCAUUUCCGCUUUCCCGAAACACGAUCAUGUUUCCAAGGAUGGAACUGAAGGAGAUGGAAACAAUCGCUGAAGAAGGUGAGAAGCCGAGCAAAGAAAAGGAGCAAACAGAGAAAGAGAACAGCAAAAAAGAACAUCUUUCACCAAAGCGCCUUCUCUGCCGCCAAGCCAUUUCCCCAGCCAAAGUAACGGGGGUCAGUUUGACGGACGAGUUUGAAAAGAACCUUGUUAAAACAGCCCCUCCAAGGCCAAUAGCACCUGUUUCCAAUCCGAAGACAGAGCAAGAAGCUAGCCUUGCCCAAAUUCCUGCUCCGCGACCCAGGACUCCAGCUCGGCUUUGUCAAGAUCAUGGUAGGGCAGGACAGGAAAUGUGCUACCUGUGCAUGCAACGUGCUCAAAGGAGUGUCCCCCUUUACUUGAAUGAAGAGAAGAGGAGGAAAGAGAAAGAGGAGGACAGGGUACUUGCACAGUACCUAACCCUAAAAGACCAUGACGCCCUUCGGAAGCAGCAGCUAAGAGCCUUGGUGAACAGAGAGCAGAACCAAAAAAUAGCAGCAUUUAAUCUGGGAGUUGCUGAAGCCCUAAGAAGCCAGAAGCGUGAAAAAGCUGCAGAACUUUACAAAUCCUACAUUUUUGAAAAAAGGCCGCUUAGUGCUACCCUUCAACAAAAACAUGAUGCGGUAUACUCAAAAGAGUUGGCAAAACAGUUGGAGGAGAAGACCACGAAAGAAACCAAGCAGAAGAAGGACCAAGACCUUGUUGAGCGUCUAGAGCAAGUGCAGCUGGCAGAAGAGUUAGCUGCCCAAAGAGCAAAGUAUCUCAAGGAUAGGAUGAACGAGACACAGUGUUACAAGAAGGCAUUGGAUUUGCAGAUAAAGAUGAAGCCGGCUCCGUUGCCUCACUGUGAGCCUGACUCGAACGAGGCCAUCUUUGGGAAGAACGACCUGAAUAAAGGGAAAAUGGAGGACAGAAGGAAGCGAUCCCGGGAUUUUUCCAGACAUCAGCUGCAGGCUGCUGCGGACCACAAGCGGGCUGCAAUCCUCAGCCAGCUGAUAGAUCAGAGGAGGGCAGAAGAUAUGAUCCAGAGGGCAAGGAAACAGUGGCUUGCUGAAAAAGGAUCAAGGCUUGAGAAGAUCUUCCAGAUGAAUUUAGCUAUGCGGGACGAUUGGGAGAAGAGCGCCGAGCUGAAAAGGCAACGGGAUUAUGAAGAGAAACUCUUUCAACGAGCUGGGGACAAGCUCCUUCUACUUGACCAGUGCGCAAAGUAUCGCCGUUGUUACCAGUGCAAGAGGGGCUUGAGCAACUGUGGGGAAGGUGAUGAAUGGACAGACAAUAAGUAUAUCCCUGGCUCCCGGUUAAUAGUUUGAGGACACUUCACGUUCCUGCUUCUACCCUUGCCUCCUUUCAUCGUGUGAAAACUGGCCACAGCGAUGUGCUUAUGAUUUGGUCCUUGCUACACACUGUAGCAAUUAUUGCUGCUUUCCAACUUGAGAUUUUUGUCCUCUGUUUGGUAGGUUUUUAUGAAGAAUUAUGUUGAAUUAAAAAAAUAUGAAAGUGUUCUGGGAACAACUUUGUUGCUCUGGUGCUAAAUAUGAAAUUAACUUAGAUUUGUUUAAAGAGAUGUGGUUUGGGGAGAUGGAUUGGGGGAUUGUUCUUAUAAGAGAUGUACCUAGAGUUCCCAACCUAAAGCUGGACCCUGAAGUUCUCCUGGAAUUAGAACUAGUCUCCAGGCUGCAAGCAAUCAGUCCCUCUGACGGUAAUGGCAGUUUCGAAGUGUGGCGUCUACCCUCCCCACAUACCACACCUAGAUCUCCAGGAGUUCCCUCAAAUGACAGUUGUCAACCCCAGAUAAAUGCUAUUGUUUUUUCUUAUUGUUAGAUGAACAUUAUGUAAAAACGGACAGAUGUUAUUUAAAAUAUUUGUAUGCUGCCUUCCCUCUCAGCUUGU
Molecule: messenger RNA, 2730 nt
Organism: Eublepharis macularius
Lineage: Eukaryota; Metazoa; Chordata; Lepidosauria; Squamata; Eublepharidae
Gene: CCDC81
Product: coiled-coil domain containing 81
Exons: 15
Coding region: 189-2150 (653 amino acids)
Cellular component (GO): centrosome
Source: RefSeq, a predicted model, not a curated record